Messenger RNA from Quercus robur (English oak), 1515 nucleotides. RefSeq lists its product as uncharacterized. The coding region runs from base 1 to 1515 and encodes 504 amino acids. NCBI's taxonomy places the organism in Eukaryota, Viridiplantae, Streptophyta, Magnoliopsida, Fagales, Fagaceae. The record is from RefSeq and is a predicted model, not a curated record. The transcript has 3 exons.
AUGGAUGCAGUUACUAGCACAAAAACUUCAUCUCAAGAAGUGCCAAAUGCUGAAUGUCCUUUUUGGCAGUAUGUGACUAAAGUAGAAAAACCACCUAGUGCUACCAGACAGGAAGGGAGUGAUAGUACAAAUCCGGUUGAUGGUAAGAGGAGGAAGGUGACUGGGAUUUCUCCUAUUGAGAAAGCAUUCCAGAAUACUGCUAGACAUGAAUUGGAUAGUAGAAUUGUUAGGAUGUUUUACACUGGUGGGCUUCCAUUUAACUUUGCAAGGAACCCAUAUUAUCGUAAUUCCUAUGCAUAUGAUGCUACCCAUAGCAUCCCAAGUUAUGUUCCUCUUGGAUACAAUGCCUUGAGAACAACACUUUUACAAAAAGAAAGAGCUCAUGUUGAAAGACUCUUAAAACCAAUUAAGGACUCUUGGCUUGAAAAUGGUGUAAGCAUAGUUUUUAAUAGAUGGUCAGACCCACAAAGGAGGCCUCUUAUUAAUAUUAUGGCUGUAUCAAAUGGGGGUCCAGUGUUUAUAAAGGCAAUUAAUGGGUCAGGUGAGUUCAAAGACAAACAUUAUAUUGCUGGGGUGUUGAAGGAUGCUAUAAAAGAGAUUGGACAUGAAAAAGUUGUCCAAGUCAUCACUGAUAAUGCUAAUGUGAUGAAGUCUAUUGGAGCUCUUAUUGAAGGUGAGUAUCCUAAAAUAUUUUGGACACCCUGUGUUGUCCACACUCUCAAUCUAGCUUUGAAGAAUAUUUGUGCAGCAAAAAACACUGAAAAGAAUGAAGUUACAUAUGAGGAAUGUAGUUGGAUUACACGUAUUGCUAAUGAUGCAUCCUUCAUACGUGUUUUUAUUAUGAACCAUUCAAUGAGGUUGGCAAUGUUUAAUGAAUUUAGUCCAUUAAAACUACUCCAAGUUGCUGAUACUAGAUUUGCUUCGAUUGUUGUAAUGUUGAAAAGGUUGAAGUUGAUAAAAAGAUGCCUUCAAGCCAUGGCUAUUAGUGAGCAAUGGGCUUCUUAUAGGGAGGAUGAUGUUGGAAAAGCUCUAAAGGUAAAAGAUAUGAUUCUAAGUGAUCUUUGGUGGGAUAAAGUUGAUUAUAUCCUAGAAUUCACAACACCUAUUUAUGAUAUGCUACAAGUAGCCGACACAGAUAAGCCUUAUUUUCAUCUUAUGUAUGAGAUGUGGGAUUCAAUGAUAGAGAAGGUGAAGGCAGCAAUAUGUCAGCACGAAGGCUUGAAAGAUGAUGAGUAUAGCUCAUUUUGGAGUGUGGUGUAUGAUAUACUCAUUGAUCGAUGGACUAAAAAUUGUACACCACUACAUUGCUUGGCUCAUUCCUUAAAUCCUAAGUAUUACUCCAUUGAAUGGCUUUCGAAGAAUCCAAAACGCAUCUCUCCACAUCGGGAUCAUGAAAUUUCUAUAGAAAGGAGCAAAUGUUUGGAUCGAUACUUUGAAGAUGAGAGUGAAUUAAAGGUGGUGAAGUUUGAGUUUGCUGCAUUUUCAGAGGGAGGUUUCCUUCACCAGCUGCCUUGA